Molecule: messenger RNA, 339 nt
Organism: Staurois parvus
Lineage: Eukaryota; Metazoa; Chordata; Amphibia; Anura; Ranidae
Source: the annotation of a GenBank genome assembly
AUGGGGAGCAGAAAACAACUGUCAAAAAGUCUGCGUAACAAGGUAAUAGAACUUUGUUAAGAUGGAAAAGGACAUAAAAGAUGUCCAAAGCCUUGAAUAUGCCAAUCAGUACUGUUAAAUCACCUAAUAAGAAGUAGGAAAAGUUCGGGGAUCUCUUGGAUGACAAGCCACCAAGGUCAGGUGAGACCAAGAAAGAUUGCAGCCACAACUGACAGAAGAAUUGUGUCUGGAUUCAAAGAAAAACCCCACAGGCAACCUCAAAGAAAUCCAGGCUGCUCUGGAAAAAAGAUGGUGUGGGAGGUUAAGGAGUACAAUACGGUGAUACUCGAACAAAAAUGA